AUUAAAUCUUUGUGUAGUAAAAUGGAUAACGAUUUCAAUAAAUGCUCUCAUUUAUUUAUUUAUUUUUGUCGUCGAUCUACGUUAACUUCUUUACACAAUGCAUUAGUGUGUCAAACUUCCGACAGAGCACGAAGGCAGCACGGAGAGCUGCAGUUUGAAACCUUGAGCCUGGAGUGAGCUAAGUCAGAAUGUCUGAGAAGGAGAUCGGGAAAAAGUUGGACCGCUGCCUGGCAGACGGGGUCGUUAAGCUGGGUACUGGUCUGGGGUUAGGAAUUGUGUUUUCUGUCCUGUUCUUCAAAAGACGUACGUGGCCUAUUACAUUAUUCUCUGGAGCUGGACUUGGCAUGGCGUAUGCCAACUGUCAGCAUGACCUGAGGUCACAUUAUCUGCUGCACACAAGUGAACAGAAGCAGUGACUUCAACCACUAAUAAAAACACCAUCAAUGUGUUUUAUAUCGUUA
This is a messenger RNA of Poeciliopsis prolifica (blackstripe livebearer), 461 nucleotides long. It is a transcript of the gene micos10, whose product is annotated as mitochondrial contact site and cristae organizing system subunit 10. The record is from RefSeq and is a predicted model, not a curated record. Gene Ontology annotation, cellular component: mitochondrion; MICOS complex; mitochondrial inner membrane. Bases 189 to 416 code for a protein of 75 amino acids. The transcript has 4 exons. Lineage: Eukaryota; Metazoa; Chordata; Actinopteri; Cyprinodontiformes; Poeciliidae.